Messenger RNA from Trichoderma breve, 2526 nucleotides. RefSeq names its product type I phosphodiesterase / nucleotide pyrophosphatase domain-containing protein. The transcript has 7 exons. The record is from RefSeq and is a predicted model, not a curated record. Bases 1 to 2526 code for a protein of 841 amino acids. Gene Ontology annotation, cellular component: endoplasmic reticulum membrane. Gene Ontology annotation, biological process: GPI anchor biosynthetic process. Lineage: Eukaryota; Fungi; Ascomycota; Sordariomycetes; Hypocreales; Hypocreaceae.
AUGGUGGCCUCAAGAAAUGGGUCGUUUGCAGGCUCACUGCUGCUCGCUGCGGCCAACCUUCUAAUACCGCUGUCUAUCCUGGUUUUUGCCACUGGAUUCUUCCCGUAUAAGCCUUUUCUUCCUGGUCUGGCGGAAUUUGAGCCUCUCGAAUAUGGACCUCCGCCCAAGGCUCCCUUUGAUAGACUCGUAUUCAUGGUGGUUGAUGCGUUGCGGAGCGAUUUUGUAUUCUCUGAGGAGUCUGGAUUUGAAUAUACUCAGCGCCUCAUUCGAGAUGGCAGUGCCAUCCCCUUUACAGCAAAUGCUCGAUCACCGACGGUGACAAUGCCUCGAAUCAAGGCCAUCACCACUGGAUCGAUUCCUUCUUUCGUCGACCUGAUUCUCAAUUUUGAUGAGGCUGACACUUCUUCAACAUUGGCUGCCCAAGACACAUGGCUAUCUCAGCUCAAAGCCAAAGACACUGGCAAGCUCCUCAUGUACGGUGACGAUACGUGGCUCAAACUGUUUCCUGAGACGUUUGACCGCCACGACGGAACCUCUAGCUUUUUCGUCGCAGACUUUACAGAGGUGGACAAUAAUGUGACGAGACACAUCAACGAUGAACUUGAGAAGGAUGACUGGAGUUUGAUGGUUCUACACUAUCUUGGCCUGGAUCAUAUUGGCCACAAGUCGGGACCCCGAAGCACGCACAUGCCUGGUAAGCAGCACGAGAUGGAUGGCAUUGUCCACCAGCUGUUCAAUGCCCUUGAGACCAAGAGCCACCUGCAGUCGACGCUGCUCGUUCUCUGCGGCGAUCACGGUAUGAAUGACGCAGGCAACCACGGAGCAUCAUCCCCUGGAGAAACAUCGCCCGCUUUAGUCUUUCUGUCGCCGAAGCUCAAGGAAAUAUCGUCCGGAUAUCCGGCCCCUGCGCAACCCAAGAACGAGUACGACUACUAUUCCAUGGUUGAGCAAUCCGACAUCUCGCCGACUCUUGCCGCGCUCAUGGGAUUUCCCAUCUCGAAGAAUAACCUUGGGGCGUUCAUCCCGGAGUUUUUGCCCUUUUGGCCGAGUUCGAGCGAUAAGGUGCAGAUUCUUAUUCGCAACGCGAGACAGAUCCUCAACAUUGUCACGGCGGCGUUUGGAAGCGAGCUCUUUGAUCUCCGGGCUUCUGUCGACCCGUGCGUUUCCACAUCUUCGGAUGUUGAUGAACUGGCCUGCGAGUGGCGCAAGAUCAAUUCACAGGCCACUUCACAGGCUGGUGCCAAAGAGGUGGACCAGGCGUGGCUCUCGGCUACGUCUGCUUGGAUUCGCAAAGCUCAAGAUCUGAUGAGCAGUAUGGCGUCCAACUACGACAUGUCGAGAUUGUCUCUCGGCCAGGGACUGUCGGUUGCUGCCGUGAUUGCCAGUGUUGCAAGCUUGGCGUCGUAUGGACCCAUGAUGUUUGCCAGUAGCUAUGUGGAAGAGGAGCAUCAUUUCUGGUACUGGACGUCAACUAUAUGGUUGGCUUACCUCGGUGUUAAGGAGGUUCAAAGAUCUUCACGUUUCUCUUCGAUAUCGAACCACGUAGUAGCCUUGGCUGCCCUAAGGCUCAUCCGCAGCUGGAACCAGACGGGCCAGAAAUUCGCCGGUGAACCAGACACUGUCAAAACAUUCCUCAUUCCCAACCCUGAAAUUCUUUGGGCGCUCAUCACUUUGGUGUAUGUCGUCGUGACUUUCCAGACUCUGCAGAGCUUAUCUGGUCUGCCAUAUAUCCUGGCUACAUCUCUGAUGCCGGCUGUAUUCUUGGCAACGUUCACUUUCAAACUCGCUUUCACUGCGGAGGAUGCACCUGAGUUGGUUGUGGGAUUUGCUCACGACCUCCUCGACAUCUUUCAAGGUCCAUCUCUCAUCUUCAGAGCGAGGAUCAUAUUUGGCCUACUCGCAGUCUUAUACGGUUUCGCCAUAUAUCGAGCAAAAACCGGCGGCCCUCGAGCCUCCCAAUCCUCCGUCGAACUAGUCCACCAUCUAUGCACCCUCCUCGCAAUGACCCAAUCCCGCGCCACAAACAUCCCCCUCUUCCUCCUCUCCAGCAUCAUCCUCCAAACCCUCCAAUCAACAACCCUCUCCAUCGCCGAAAUCACCGCAACCUCCAUCGUCCUCCAGUACACAACCUUCUUCGCCUUUGGCGGCUCCAACGCAAUCUCCUCCGUCGACCUCUCCAGCGCAUACAACGGCAUCAGCGGCUUCAACGUCUUCGCCGUCGGCGCACUAACUCUCAUCAGUAACUGGGCGGGGCCUAUCUUCUGGACUUCGGCGACGAAUAUGUUGCUUCUGCAGAAAUAUAGAGAAGGGAAGACGGAUGCGUUUAAGAAUCAUGUCAUUUUGUUGACGAUUUUCGUGUCGAUGAGUGUGGCGUUUGUGAUUGCGGCGUGUACGGCGCUGAGAACACAUUUGUUCAUCUGGACGGUGUUUUCGCCAAAGUAUUUGUAUUGUAUGGCGUGGAGCCUGGGGCAGCAUUUGUUGAUUAAUGUUGGCUUUGGGAGCUUUUUGUUCUGGGUGGGCACUUGA